UAGGCAGGUCCUCGUUGGCUUUUUUUUUAUUUAUUUUUUAUUCAUACCCAAGGCUCUUCUCUUUCUCGCUGAGCUGAGGACGAACAACCACAUGGCUAUUGAUGCUUGAGGAGAAAGAGCACGACCCAAUUGUCUCCUGGGGCAAGAGCGGAGAGACCUUUGUCGUGAAGGAGCCCAAUGAAUUUGCCAAGAUUAUCCUGCCCAAGCAUUUCAAGCACAAUAAUUUUGCUAGUUUCGUGCGCCAACUCAACAAGUACGAUUUUCACAAGAUCAAGACCACAGAUGAUGCUGCAAAACCUUACGGAGACCAAGCAUGGGAAUUUCAGCAUCCAAAGUUUCAAGUCGAUAAGAGAGACUUGCUUGAGGACAUUAAGCGCAAGACGCCCAGCAACAAAAAGAUAGUGCCGACAUUGCCGACGAGUACAACGCCAGAGCAACAGUCAUUGAUGUCCGAGGAGUAUCAGGCGCAGGUCGGCCAGCUGCUCAUGACCCAAACCAAGAUGCAGGCGGAUCUUUCAAAAUGCGAGGCCAAAAUCAUGGCGCAGGAACAAUUGAUCCAACAGCUGCUUGGUUUCCUCGGCUAUGUGUGCUCAGAUGAUGGUACAUUGGUGAAGACCGAACCAAACGACCCAAUCGAUAGCACUAUGAAAAUCCUGACCAAAUCAGGGUCACAAGAAACGACCCCGCACUCAAGUCCACAUCAGCAGCAGCCGCAGCAGCAGCAACAGCGUCGCAAGAGUUUGAAGCAUCAGCAGCAACAGCAGCAGCAACUGCACACAUCGCAGCACAAGCACAGCACAACGCCCCCAUCCUUUAACUCUCCACCACAGUCGUCCUCGCCCGCCUCGUCCUCGUCGUCAUCUCCCCCAGAAACCCAUGCAAUGCACCCGACGAUGUCCUCAGCCCCGUCCACCACGAUACCUGCAUCCAUGUCAACAACUUCCCUUUCAGGCUGUCAGCCCCUCGCCACGCCUCUCCCCACUCCGUCCUCAUCUUCGACUCCUACGCUUUAUUUUGCGCCCCCCAUAUCGUCCGCAGGCACAUAUGUCCAGGAUAUCUACCAGCAUCCACUGAUGUGUCAAGAUCCCAGCUUGGGUGUACCCAACAUGAAUCUCAGUCAUCUGACAGCGAAGAGGCAGGAGAGUCACGCGAAAGCAACCAAGCUCGGUGGCAAGGCUAAUGGUAAACAGCGGACGCUGACCCAGAAGCAGAAACAGGAACAACAGCAAGCACAACAGCAAGCACAACAACAACAGCAGCAGCAGCAAGCACAACAACAGCAGCAGCAGCAGCAAGCACAACAACAACAGCAACAGCAACAGCUGGAACAACAACAACAGAUUGAGCAGCAGCAACAGCAGCAGUCGUUUAUGUCCGAUAUGAUUUCGACCGAUUCCAGCAUGACAGUCCAGCGUCCAAAUAUUGUAAUCCCAAGUUGGGCGAUGCCACCAAAAGUGCUCCUCGUUGAGGACGACGAUACCUGCCGGCGUCUCAGCUCACGGCUACUGCAGAUAUUUGGCUGCCCUUUUGACGUGGCCGAGGACGGUGUCGCUGCAGUUGGCAAAAUGAGCCAUCAAAAAUACGAUAUUGUCCUGAUGGACAUUAUGAUGCCAAAGCUGGACGGAGUCUCUGCAACGACGCAGAUCCGACAGUUCGACGCGAUGACACCCAUCAUCAGUAUGACCUCAAACACAACAACGAACGAUAUCAUGACCUAUUUCGCUAACGGAAUGAACGACAUUCUUCCGAAACCCUUCUCGAAGGCCGGUCUGCUCAGCAUGCUCGAGAAGCACUGCCAGCACUUGAGAUACAUCAAGUUAGGCCCGAACCUCUUGUCCGCAGCAGGGUCCAACAAUGCGGAUCAGUCCAGCCAGGAGGGCAGUCGUCUGCAAGUACUCUACCGAAGCAUCGGCAACGGCAACAACGGACCUAGUGGCGAUGGCGGACAAAACAGUCAACAACAGCAAGCGCAGGACAUGGGAGGCAUCAUGGAAUUAUCGCUGACCGGGUUCCAAGGCCCUCGCGAGGCACUCCAACUUGUACAUAAUGAAAAAGGGGCAGGCGCUCAUGGGGGUCAUGACGGCAACACUGGUCAGAACGGUCAGCAUAAUGGAAUGGGCACCAUGGGGCUUGGCCUACAGUUGGGAAUGGGUGAGAUGUUGAUCCUGAACGGCGUUGAUACAUCAACUAUGUCCUCGAAUGAUGUUGAGAAUGGUUCCGGGCCUGGUUUUAUGCCCUCCUCGUUCUCACCACCACACCACCAACAACACCAGCAACAGCAGCAGCAACAACAGCAACAACAGCAACAGCAGCAACAGCAGCAACAGCAGCAACAGCAGCAACAGCAACAGCAACAGCAACAUCAGCAACAUCAGCAGCAACAGCAACAGCAACAGCAACAUCAACAGCAACAUCAACAGCAACAACAGCAACAGCAACAACAGCAACAGCAACAACAGCAACAGCAACAACAGCAGGCCCAUGCUAUGCAUAAUCAACAGCAACAAGUCCACAUGAUGAAUACCCACCACCGGAACAAUCUUUCGACACUAUCUAAUUCAGCUGUCCACAACCCGAUGUCGAUGUCGAUGCCUAGUUCCUCCCCAACAUCGUCUGCAGGUCUCAUGCUUCCGAUCGGCAGUGGUCCUCCAUAUUCGUCGUCCAUCUCUACGUCAGGCUCGAUGAUGGCCUACACAUUUGCACCAAAUGGCAGUAACUCCAUGGGCCCGCUUCCACCGCAGCAGCAACAGCUUCACCAGCACCAACAGCAGCAGCAGCAGCUUCCGUCACAUCACAACCAUCCACCAUCGCACCAACCGUUUCACCAACAGGGCCCUACUAUGACAUUGUUAUCUAUCAAGACGGACGGCCCUAUGAUGUCGAGUGGUGCUCAUAUGGGACAUCCCGGUCCUAUUCCUCUAGGAAACCCUAACGAAUUUGGAGAUACCAUGGGCCUAAACCUUAGCAUGGAUGCCAUGGGAGGUUUCCGGAGAAAGCGUGCCAAGAUUGAGGAUAUCGAAUAAUGAGUUAUUUUCAUUAAUAUCCUUAGUUAUUGUUAUUAUUAUUAUAAGAAGAGUUCAGUCCGAAGCUUUUUGUUUUUUUAUUUGGUACCCCUGUAAUUUUAACAUUCACAAAAUAAACCCCUGUAGCCAUCCUUGUUAUGAUCUCCUAGAUA
Messenger RNA from Gamsiella multidivaricata, 3175 nucleotides. RefSeq lists its product as uncharacterized. Gene Ontology annotation, biological process: phosphorelay signal transduction system; regulation of DNA-templated transcription. NCBI's taxonomy places the organism in Eukaryota, Fungi, Mortierellomycota, Mortierellomycetes, Mortierellales, Mortierellaceae. The coding region runs from base 102 to 3023 and encodes 973 amino acids. The transcript has 6 exons. The record is from RefSeq and is a predicted model, not a curated record. Gene Ontology annotation, molecular function: DNA-binding transcription factor activity; sequence-specific DNA binding.